AUCGACGAUAAGUCUUGCACAAGGUUGAUGAAGUAGAAUUAGUUUGUUCCAUACUUUGAGCCGUAUUGUAUCGUAAAUAAUUGUAUUAUUUGUUGUUUGUUUACGCCCUUGUUUGUGCGGCUACAAUCUAAUCUAUAUUCUACAACCAUAAAUAUAGCAGGCGAAGGAUCGGAACAUGAUGGCAGAUGCAAUAGAAGAGAAGGUGGUUAUGACACCAAAAUGUAAAACAGCGACAUCAACCACACUGGUUGUGGAGAGAAAAGCAGUAGAACCUGAAGCAAGUGAUAAAAUUCAUGUGGCUGGAGGAGACCACACUGGCAUCAUUAUUAACAAAGAAGAAGUUUACGAAAACGGAGUAACAGAGCCAUGUCAUGCGCAGCUAGAAUUCAGAGUGUACCUAGUAUCCGCUGCCAAUGGAUCCCACACUCGAGAAGCGAGGGCGUUAAGGUUCUGGUUCAAACCGCAGAUGCCGCCCAGCGAAAGACCACACGAGGCACAGACUUUCUUCCGAGAACUCGUCAGCCCUCAAGAUUUUCCGAAAGAUUACGUGGGCUUUAUAAAAAAGAUAAUUAAAUUAAUGCAGCAUAAGUAUGACCAGCUGAAACUACUUGAAAUAGAAUUAAGACAAGAAGGACGUGGGUCGCCACCCCCAGCAUUCAUUGAUGACAGUGUUGCCAACCAAACGCCAAUAAUAUCCGAGCAGAGAGUUUUGGAUAUGAUCGAAAAUGCUUAUCCUAAUCCAUUAACUGUAGAAGACUUUGUCACAGCUGGAAAAUGGUCAAAAGCAGAAGUAAAGGAUGCCCUAGAAUCGUUAGAAGAGAAAGGAUUGACGCGCGCCAUGUCCGAUGGUCUAUACAUUCGACAACAUAGUGUGGAUACACAGGUAGUGAAACAAAUGCCGACAUUGUGUUCAUCGCGCCAACCGACUAUAGCGGUGGUCACCGCUUUGUACUGCGAGAAGCAAGCGGUGGACGCCAUGAUGGAUAACCAGGAGACAUACGUGCGAUACACUACAGUUGGUGAAUCAAAUGUAUACACUUUGGGGUCGAUUGGCGCUCAUCGGGUGGUUACCACCAAGCUACCAUCAGUCGGACGAACGCGGGAGGCGAUGACGGCGGCUGGCAACACCACAACCAGAUUACUUGGAAUCUUCCAGAAGGUGGAGUACGUGUUCCUUGUGGGCGUGGGCGGGGGGGUGCCACACUACACGGACUACACGAGACAUGUUCGGCUCGGCGACGUCGUAGUGUCCGCGCCCGCCGCCGACUUAUCUGAUAAAUACGUGUACAUAUUCUGCGAGAAAGCGGAACGGAACGGCAAAGGAGGCUGGGACUACGAAGUGAAGCCUUACAAACCCACCAACUUCCUUCUACAAGAUAUCGCGACCCGCCUGGCCGCCUCGCAAGCACCAUGGGACUAUUACGUCAGCGAAGGACUGGAACGUUUACAAGGCGUGCCCGGUCGGUGGGAGGCGCCAGAGGGCGUAACAGACAAACUUUGCAUGGAGAUUGGCGAAGGAGCCUUUAUCGAGGUUUCACACCCUGCACCGCAAGGCGACCAGACAGACAUGAGCACCGGCAAGCUGCGCGUGCACUGCGCGCCGGUGGCGGGCGGGCGCGCCGUGUCGUGCGCGGGAGACUCGCGCGCGGCGUUCGCUGCGCACGCGCGCGCUAGAGCAUACGACUGCGAGCUAGACGCAGUGUUGGAGAGUGUGGUGGGCAACAGGAAGGACUGUUUCGUGUCUAUCAGAGGUAUCUCGGAUUAUCGCGACGGCACCCGCGGCAAGGAAUGGCAACCCCACGCCGCGUUGGCCGCCGCGGCCGUCAUGAAAGCCAUCAUCGCUGCCAUGGACCCGCCUACUGAUUGAACGCACAAUAUACCUAACUCAUACCUAUACACAUAGACGUAGAAAAUAAGGCGAAAGGUGUGGCGUAAAAAAGUGAAGCAUCGUAAUGGCGGCGUUGUACGCAUGUGUGAGUGACAAAAUGAAUCUUAAGAGUCUAUAACGUAAUGGCGGCCGACUGUCACACCAUUGGUGAGAGCCUGUGCGUGAGGCGUGUAUAUAAACAGUGGAACGACAUGCUAUUGGUGUUUUCUUUUUGCCGUAUAGUAAAACUUCGUCUGCCUUUUUUCUACGUCUAUGCCUAUCCAUAGAUUUUUUUAUGGACCCACCACCACACAUGGUUCUAACACCUUCCGGUUAUACGAAGUGUAAUCUUACUAAUAAUUCCCACUUUAAUCUCUUUUAUUCAGACUUCACAUAAAUAUUGAAAUAACUAGGUGGGAAUCACCAAUUAAAUAUGGCCUAAUAUGGGCAAUAUAUUGAUGCUUAAACUACGGUAUUCUCCCUUGCAAAAAUGACCAUACCUACUAUUUUUGACGUAAAUCUCAACUUUUGACGUCACAUGCCGUGUGAAAUAUUGAACUGGCUCAAACAGUAAAUAUUUUACUACAAUAACAUCACUGUAGUUACAUAUUCUAAUUUAACCAUAGUUUUUACCUGUUUACAUACACGUAUUAUUACAAAAUACCAAUUUUAUUGUUGUCUUAGUACAUACAACAUUUAUACUUCAUAAGUAGAAGUUAGGAAUUAGACGUGUGAUUCUUAUAGGGUUUAUUUAUCAGUAAGGAACAGCGUUUAAAAAUUACUUAGUGAGUCACAUUGACAAAAUACUACAUCCGUAUCGUACUAAAGGUUUUUCUAUGUGGCCCACUUCCAUUUGAAAGUAAACAUAGUAAAUUUAAAAUUAGAAGUAAGUAAUAAUUCAUUAACAGGUUUACUUGCCUUACAUUUGGCUGUUACAAAAAUAUUAAUAUAAAAUGUUACAUUAAAUUAUUUACACAAUUAGAUUAGACAGACCAAUCUAGUGAGAUUUUUGUGUAACUUGUAAUGUAUUGUGUGAUGUUGCAAUUAUUUUUUAGUGUUGUAUUAUGUUUAUUUUGUUGCUAUUUAUUUGUAUUUUAUCGUCACAAUUUCACCUGACGUAUUAUGGCAACUUUAUCUUAUGCUUUUGCUAACUAUUUACUAUUUACCAUACAAAUCAGAAUAAAAAAAUGAAGUGUCGCCGUCUGACAUCGCACACAGUUUACUGCGCAGUUGUAUAGCUGACGUUAUGGUUAAUGAUAGUGAUGAUUACCCCUAGUGCGAAGACACACUAACCAGUACCUAGUAAGAGUUCUUACCACUUCUAAAGUCUCAGAAUAUUCCGAAUUCUACGCAAAUAUCAUUUUAAUAGUAUGACCUCUGGCUCAAAUCACGUCUUCCUGCGUGUAUGCCAAUCUAUGUUAAGUUGCAGUAAAAUAAGUAUUAUACAUAGUAUAGUAUGUGUCUAUUUAUAUUUAUCAACAUUGAAUAUUUGUGUAACAAUUAAUAAUAAACAGAUAGGUUUCCAGUAAAAGUGGCUAGAAUAUUGAUGUUAAGUAGGUACCUACACGGUUCUUCCUUUUACCAAUUUGACGAACUAAAACGGAAAAUCUUUUACAUGUUAUAAAUCGAAGCAUGUUUUAAUAUUUAUUCAGUUAAAAAGGCCUGGCCUGUUGGCUUCAUUUCUUUUUUGGUAAUAAGUAAAAUGUUUUUUAAAAUCUUCCUAAAUCUAAUAAAUUAUAUAGUACAUUAUGGCCCGUUGAGUCAAUCUUUUUGAUGAUAAGUGAAAUAUGUCUAAUGUACACCAAUAUUUAUCGCCAGAGCUUAGAUUAACUUAGUUCUUAUAUCUAGAUAAAUAACGACUAUUGAUUAUAAUCUACUACGAUACUAAUUCACUGCCAUAAAUGGCCUAUUUAUUUAAUAAUGACUAGUUAUAACUAUAUACAUAGUUAUAUAAAAAAUCCACUGUUGUGACAUUUUUGAAACCAAAGUUUUAGACUACGGCUGUUUUUUGAACACCCCUAAGUCUAGUCUACAUAUAUAUGAAGCACACUUAGUGUCAAAAUAUAUUACAUAUUUACAAAUGUUUAGAUCCACUGAUGUUAUAAUUUCACAUAGAUUUAUAUUUAGAAGUUAGGAUUCUCUAAGAAUCAUAGAACAUCAUUAUUUUAAUUGCAUAAGUAAUUUAUUGUUCUUUGUCGUAAUCAUGGUUGUCACAAAUAUAAAUUGUUCAUUAUUGAGUACCUACUCAUGUAUUUUGUCUGUAUAUUCGGUUUGUUAUUUUUAAGAUUUUGUCUUUUCUGCCUUGAUAUGCACAAUAAACUGUUUAAAUUGAAAA
Molecule: messenger RNA, 4202 nt
Organism: Amyelois transitella
Lineage: Eukaryota; Metazoa; Arthropoda; Insecta; Lepidoptera; Pyralidae
Exons: 13
Coding region: 176-1867 (563 amino acids)
Biological process (GO): nucleoside metabolic process
Molecular function (GO): catalytic activity
Source: RefSeq, a predicted model, not a curated record